UUCCUGGAACCAGCCAUGGAGUGCCCCCUUUUGGCUGAAGCUUCAGAGGGAGACCCCCAGCCAGGGCCUGCCUGUAAAAAGCAGGUGAGGCGACGAAGAAUCAUGGUGUACAGGCCUGCCCCUGAUCCGCAAGGGUCCCCCGCUGUCUGCCGGGAAACCCUGGAGCCAGGCAGCAUGCCUUCCCUCGAAUGCGGCGAUGCAAACAGGUCACCCAGCAAGAAACAACGGCUGCAGCAGGGGCCUCCACCAGUGGUGGAGAGCAACGGAGAAGCUUGUGGCAGACUGGGAGUGAUCCUGUGGCAUAUGGCAUCUCCCAUGGAGAGGAAACAGCGAAGAGUGCUGGCUGUGGAUCUGGAGGACUUCUCCACAACUCAAGUGCCUGAAGCCCCGCAAGGGUGCUCACCUGUGCAGAGAUCACCUGGGUCCCCCUGUGGAAAUCCCCUCCCAUCCACCAAUAUGAAUGAAGUUGGAUCUUCCUGGCGGGCAAAGGGUCAACACGGCACUGUCUCCAGGUCGUCUCCUCCUAAGGGGCACACUUUGUCCUGUCAAGAGCCUCAGGAGAGGCUGGCUCACGCUUGCCAGAAGCCGUGGCCCCAGAGGCUGCCUCCCUCUCAAGGCCACGAGUUGGAGCGCCUGCAAGCCAAAAGGCAACGCCUCCAGAAGACGGAACCCCUAGCAAAUGGCAGCGAGGGGACCAAGGCACUGGAGAAGGCCCGUCAGCAGAUCCUGGCCAUCAGCCUAGAAGACCAUUCUGUGGGCCAAGCCAGAGAGGACGGUGCUGGCAAGGAGCCGCUGGAGACCUUACUGUGCCCCUGUAGUAGCCAUCAAGUGACUUUGCCUCACCAAACACCCGCUGUCAACGUGGAAAAGGCUGCCCUUCCUGAUAAACAUGAGAAACAUCAGACAGGUGCCCCUUCUGAAACAGCUGAACCGCCCUCCUCCUGGCCACCUUCAGUGACAGCUCUGUUACGUCCGUCAGUGGUCCCUAGUUUCCGGCACUGGGGCCUGGCCCCCGUCUUCCAGAGCAUGCGGUCCAAGCUGGAGGCUUUCGCCGACAUCUUCCUUAGUCCGUCCAAGCCCUCCCUUCCAUCCGCCGAGGGGGUGCCCUCCUUGCCACCGUGUCCCCAGGAAAUAGAGGAUCGGGCAGCUGCCCAGCCAGGAACUCCGCGCCGAAGAGUCAACAUCGAAGUCAAAAUUGCUAUUUCAGAGCCACGCCCCCGGAAGAGGACUUGCCACCAGGAAGAGAAGGAAGAGGAGGAGGCGGCGGAGGCAGGCAACCUGGUGGUGAGCGGGCGUCCCCCGAUCCACCAGUGGCGCCUGAGCGAAGGGGAUCCGGCUCCCCAGCCCCGCCUGGGACGCAGCUACUCUUGCCCUGAUUUUCCGGGGGCCCAUUCUUGGCGAGCCUCCCCUACAUUUCUUUCCCUGCCUGCGCAGCUGCGACGGCGACGGCACACUGUGUGCAGCCUGGAGGUAUCCCGAGAGCUGGGCUGUCCCGCCCUGCCCUGUCUACGCAAGGAGGUGUAUCCCUUCAGUCCACCCCCCCGGCGCCUCUUGAUCAGUCCCUCUGUGCACACUCCCCGUCGUGAUGGUUCCUCCUGCUCCUCCCCUGUGCCUUCCUUCUGCCUUGAAUCCAACCCAGUUCAUUCCAGGGACCUUUCCCCUUCUGAUGACGGACAGAGAAUACCCAGUGUUGGCCUGAACGUGGCUAAUUCAGAGAUGCUCACAUCGGAGCAGAUGAUGCUUUCAGAGUCCGAGAUGAAGGGUUCCCAAGAAACCACAGCAGGAAAAGUCUCCUGCAUAAGGAUCCGUAGGACGCCUGCCAGGCAGCAGGCAAACCUCACACCUAUGGGGCUUCCCCGGCCUGUCAGGCUAAACAAAAAGGAAUUCAGCUUAGAGGAGAUCUACACAAACAAAAACUAUCGUACACCCACGGAGAAGAGGUCAUUUGAGACCAUCUUUGAGGUGCCACUGGAGCGUAAUGGGGCGCUCGUCUUCACCAGCCAACGCAAGCUAAAGAGAGCCAUGGAGUUCCGGGAGGGAGGCCUUCCCCGCAAACCACGCAAAACCCGUUCCCGAGGGGGGCACCGAGCAGGGGGACGGAGGGUUCAGCCACGGCCGCCUGAGCUGGAGGAGAUGUUGCGGCAGCGGCUGGCAGAGCUGGACGCCUUGUCUGAGGAAGAAGAAUGCUGAGCUGCACAGAUCUGGCAGCUGUAAAGAGGAAAGGGUAGCCACCUUAGGAUCCUUUGCACU
Euleptes europaea (tarantolino) is the source of this 2250-nucleotide messenger RNA. RefSeq names its product proline rich 14 (gene PRR14). The record is from RefSeq and is a predicted model, not a curated record. The transcript has 11 exons. Bases 16 to 2190 code for a protein of 724 amino acids. NCBI's taxonomy places the organism in Eukaryota, Metazoa, Chordata, Lepidosauria, Squamata, Sphaerodactylidae.